Molecule: messenger RNA, 5132 nt
Organism: Xenopus laevis (African clawed frog)
Lineage: Eukaryota; Metazoa; Chordata; Amphibia; Anura; Pipidae
Gene: ptprc.L
Product: protein tyrosine phosphatase, receptor type C L homeolog
Exons: 34
Coding region: 124-4032 (1302 amino acids)
Cellular component (GO): plasma membrane
Molecular function (GO): protein tyrosine phosphatase activity; protein tyrosine/serine/threonine phosphatase activity; hydrolase activity
Source: RefSeq, a predicted model, not a curated record
ACCGAGCUGAGCAACACUCUCUUAGCAUGGUCUGCAGUUUGCAUUUAUGUUAAGAGGAAGCUGCAAGCCGGUUGAUAAAGAAGGUUACACAGGAGUACUAGAUUGGGGGGUCUCUGCAUCACCAUGAUCCUGUAUCUGAAUUUGCUGAUGGUUUUGUUCCUGCUACAGUACCAAAACUGUAUGGCCGAAGGAAACCAAGCAAAUACUGGUACCACCUCAAUCAUACCUUCAUCUUCACCCAUUCUCAUCCAAUCUCAGACUUCUGCAACCACCACAGCACUCACUACCAACAGCACCCAAAGUGAUUUCCAAUCUAAUACAAGUGAUGGGUUCACAUCACCUCCAUUCAGUGCCAGCAAAGAUCCCUUACUUGCAAGCACCAGCUCUGCUGUCUCUUCUACACUCACUCCAACCAGCACAUUCACUCUGAGCUCAAGCACAGGUGAUUUCCAAUCUAAUACAAGUGAUGGGUUCACACCACCUCCAUUCAGUGCCAGCAAAGAUCCCUUACUUGCAAGCACCAGCUCUGCUGUCUCUUCUACACUCACUCCAACCAGCACAUUCACUCUGAGCUCAAGCACAGGUGUCUCACAAGAAUCUUCCUCUUUCACGCAUGCACCCUAUACUAACAAAGACGAUCUCACACCUACACCCAACAGCUCUGCUGAUUCAACUGCACGCACACCUUCAUAUGAAGGCAAUACCACCUCAGGUUCCCGCAACACUUCAGACUUCCAUACAACCAUCUCACCAACUGCAAACUUCUCCAUCAGUCCUACCCCAAUAGGUAAAAUGGACAGUAAUUGCAGUCAUAUAAAACCCAGAAUUAUUGAUACCUAUGAAGACAUCAGUGAAAUUUCAGUAACAGUGAUGAUUGAGCAUAUGACAAAUGAAGAACUAAAUUUUACACUCAACUGUAACAGAGAUUUUACCAAACAAAAUGAGACUUGCUAUACUUUCCUUUUUGACCAGUGUACCGACAUUACUGUCACAUGUAACUUUAUUGAGAGGCCUUGCAUCAACGACAUCACUUUCCCAGUACAGAUACCAUUGUAUGACAAAAAUUUUAAUUUAAAGCCUGAAGCCGGUCAAACCAAUAUUAUCUUUAAAUGGAACAAUACCAGUCUACUGGAUAAGUGUCAGAUAGAGGAAAACUAUAAUUGUACAGAUCAAAACAAUUCUUCUAAAAAAUACACAGCUCAUGGUCCAAAAAGGGAAGUGACAGGCUUGGAACCUUACACAGGCUAUAACUGCACAGCAAUGCUCAUUUAUAAAAAAAAGACAAUAAUCAAUAAAUUGAAGCAUAUAUUGACAAAGGCUGGAAAACCAGGGAAGAUCAUGAAACUUCGAUGUUCUAAUUCUACUGAUACGUCAAUUACUAUUAUGUGGGAAAAACCAGAAAUUCUUAAUGGCCCAUUGCCUGACUAUAAGCAAGCCGUAGAAAGCAAAGGUUACAAAAAUGAUACUAAAACUUCUAAAGAAACUUUUCAAACUUUUGGAAAUUUGCUUUCAUACAAAAACUAUAGUUUGUAUGUUAAGGCGUUCAAUGAAGAGCUUCACGGAGAAGCGGAAAAGAUAACAUGUCAAACUCGUGCUGGAAAACCUGGUACAGUAACAAAGAAACACAGAAAAUUAAUAGAAAAUAAUGGUAUUGAUAUUAAAUGCGAUUACGAAGGAUUGCCAAAGGGGCCAAAAAGGAUUUUUCAUCUUGAAUAUUCUGGAGUAACUAUGAAUCAGACCCAUUGCCACUUUCGAAUUCUGAACCUGAAUUAUUUGACCCAGUAUACAUUUAAGAUUAGUUUAUACAAUGGUGAACAUUAUGGACCCCCAAAAGAAUUUGUUAUAAAAACUAAAUAUAAUGAUAAGGCCCUCAUUGGUUUCCUGGUCUUCUUCAUUAUUAUUACGGCAUUAGCCUUGCUCCUGGUUCUAGGUAAAAUUUACAAACUACAGAGAGGUUCAUCAAGCCAGUGUGAGAGCUUGCCACUUGUUAACCAAGAUGAUGAGAAACAUCUGAUGAAUAUUGACCCCAUUCCUGUGGAGCUGCUCCUGGAUACCUAUAAAAAAAAGAAUGCAGAUGAGGGGCGCUUGUUUCUUGAUGAAUUUCAGAGCAUCCCCCGUGUAUUCAGCAAAUUUAGCAUUAAAGAAGCCAGAAAAUCCUGCAACCAAUCUAAGAAUCGAUAUAUUGAUAUUUUACCAUAUGAUGAUAAUCGGGUUGUUCUGUCUGAGAUACAAGGAGAGCCAGGAUCAGAUUACAUCAAUGCCAGUUACAUCAAUGGGUUUAAAGAACCCAGGAAAUACAUUGCUGCACAAGGUCCUAAGAAUGAAACAAUAUAUGAUUUCUGGAGAAUGGUUUGGGAGCAAAAGUCAACAAUAAUUGUAAUGGUGACACGCUGUGAAGAGGGGAACAGGAACAAAUGUGCUCAGUACUGGCCAUCAAUGGAGGAUGAGUUUGCAACUUACAAUGAGAUUGUUGUGAAAAUCACAGGGGAGAAAAUCUUUCCUGACUACAUCACACGAAAGCUGCACAUCAACAAUGAGCGGGAGAGAUCUGAAAGAGACGUGACUCACAUCCAGUUCACUGUCUGGCCAGACCAUGGGGUUCCCGAUGACCCCAAUCUGCUCCUCAAGUUACGGAGAAGAGUUAAUGCACUGAGCAAUUUCUUUAGUGGGCCAAUCAUUGUUCAUUGCAGUGCUGGUGUAGGGCGUACAGGAACAUACGUCAGCAUUGACGCCAUGCUUGAAGGCCUUGAAGCUGAGAACAGGGUGGAUGUGUAUGGCUAUGUUGUACAGCUGAGACGCCAGCGUUGCCUCAUGGUCCAAGUAGAGUCUCAGUACAUCUUCAUACACAAAUGUCUGGUAGAAUACAGUCAGUUUGGGGAGACAGAAAUCAGCAUUCCUGAACUACCUAACUCACUCAACAACCUAAAAACCUGUGACCCUCCAUCAGAGCCUUCCCAGCUGGAGAGUGAGUUUCAGAGAAUCCCGUCUUAUAGGAACUGGAGACAGCAGAAAGUUGGUAAUGACCAGAGCAACAAGGAUUUGAAUCGCAACCCCAAAAUUGUCCCAUAUGACUAUAACAGAGUCCAAAUAAAGUUGGAGGAAGAGCAGUCAAAUGAGGAAAAUGAAGAGGAGUCUGAAUAUUCCUCCGAUGAGGGUGACACUGAGGACGGCACUAAGUACAUUAACGCCUCUUACAUUAUAGGAUUUUGGGGAACCAGAGCCAUCAUUGCAACUCAAGGACCUCUGGAGAACACAGUGUCCGACUUCUGGCAAAUGAUUUUCCAAAAAAAGGUCAAAGCCAUUGUCACAUUGUCUGCACCAUCCCAGGAAAACAAGGCAGCCUGCUUUCCAUACUGGGAGAAAAAGAAAGAGACAUAUGAAGAUCUUGAGGUGGAACUGACCAAUGAGAAGUCUUGUGGCAGCUUCACUGAGCGCACCUUUGAAAUCACAUACUCCAAGAAAACAGACAAAAGGACUGUUUGCCAGUUCCAUUAUGAGCAGUGGGUGGAAGAGCUUCCUGGGAACUCCAAAGAGCUGCUAAAUAUGGUUGAGAAGAUCAGAAAGGAAUUCCCAGACAAAGGAGUGGAGGAGCCAAGCAAGCACGACAAAUCUUCCUCGCUCGUUGUUCACUGCAGUGAUGGAUCUCAACAGACAGGAACUUUCUGUGCCUUAUGGAAUCUUUUGGAAAGUGCCGCCAUUGAGGGAGUCAUUGAUGUUUUUCAGACUGUAAAAAAUAUACGCAAACAGCGGACUGGAAUGGUCUACUCCUUGAAACAUUACCAGCUCCUGUAUGAUAUUAUUGCCAGUACUGUGCCAGCUCAGAAUGGUCAGAUUAAGACACCCAUCCGGCAGGAGGACACUGUGGUAAUUCAGAAUGAAUUAGCUGUAAAAGCUCCAGUGGAAAAGGAAUCUGAGAAGAAUUCUGUCCAACAGGAGGAUGAAGUUGAAACUAAACCGAAAGAGGACGAAAGCACCUCCAAUGGCCCAACAGCUGCCCCAUUCACAGAAGUGACUCUGAGAAUAGAUGAAUAAUAAGAGAAUGGAUGAGAAAGCAGAAUAAAUAUUCACAGUUCACAGACUCAGGACUGUUUUAGCAUUGCAACGAACAGUACAGUUACAAAAUGGGCAACAUAAUGGAGUGUAUCCAAUCCAUGUACACCAUUUAACCCAGAUCAGUUGCAGCUGUGAAUAAUGAAUAAAUACAUGGCUUAGACUGCACACAGUUGUUGUAUAGUGGUUUUCUGCUGUAAUGUGAUGAGAAGUUUAUAUGUAAGAAGAGCAAUGGCAAUCUCCGUGUAAUAUAGCUAUGCAAAUAGUCAUGAUAUUCUCCAAAAUGCUUUAGAAUAGUAAUUCGUAUGCAUGUAUGGUCGCAGACAUGCCUUUAACUUGUUUUGCUCUGUUAGUGUACCCUUGCAAAUGUGUGUGGCUUGGAAUUAAAUGGAUGAUUAUAAUGGGUUAUUUUGAAAUUGUUCAAAGAAGCAAAUUAUGAUAUGUCUCUUGCUAUAGUCAGCAGUCGGCACUGUUACAGAUGACCAACUAUGGGCAGAAAUUCAAUACAUAUAAAUUAUAUAAGUCGUGGCAUAUUUUCUGCAUCAAUUCAUAUUAGAAUUACCGUUAUCCAGAAACCCAUUAUCCUGAAUGCUACGAAUUACGGGAAGGCCAUCUCUGAUUUUGAAAUUUUUUUUUAAAUUGAUUUCCUUUUUCUCUGUAAUAAUAAAACAGUACCUUGUACUUGAUCCCAACUAAUAUAUAAUUAAUCUUUUGGAAAAACAAUAAUUUUAAGUUUAUUUCACAUUUAACUAGACUUAAAGUAUGCUGAUGUAUAUUACAGAAAGAUCCCUUAUCCGGAAAACCCAAGCAUUCUGAAUAACAGGUCCCAUAUCUGUAUUAACAAAACUUCAUUUUCACACUUUUAAUUGAAAGCAGCUGAUCCACUCAUGGUAUUGGCACAUUCGGUGCACACUUGAUGAAAUGUGGAAUGGGAACAUUCAUCUUUGUUCAGAAUAGAUUGAUAGAAGCCCUGUACAUAAGCAUCUUAAAUUCCUUAUGAUUUUUCUUCAUAAAUUUAAGUUAUGGGUUACAUGCUUGAAAAUCAUAUUUAAAAAAAAAUAAAUAAAACGUUUUUAUUUGAA